UUGUGCCGAUUGAGCAUCAAUUUAACAUCAAGGUCAAGGUCAAGGUCGAAUUCAAGGUCAAGGUCAAGGUUGAGAGAUGUUAUCUCAACCACCACCCCGCCCCGACUGAAUUCUCUGUUGGAAUGAGCCCUGUAUUUAUAGACCAGGGAGGAGAUGUUUACAGCAAGAAUUUCUAUUAAACACUGAGGAAAAUAUUUUUAUUAGGGGGGGCGUGGCCUAAUUCAAUUCCCUCCCCCACACCCCUAAAAGGUGUGGCCUAAUUAAAUUUCCCCCCCCCUUCCUAAGAUGUGUGGCCUAAUACCAUUAUUAUUUCCCACUAGGUAUACAACCAAAAGUCAAAUUCAAGUCAAAUUCAAUGAUGAUCCCCACUUGGAUAAAAUAUCUACUGCAAGUAAAACUAAGGGAGAGAGUGAGAAGUUCACACUCUUCCCAAUGCAAUAAGAGAUCUAUGUCAUACCUACUGGAUAUUCUCCAGUCAAGAGGUAUUAAAUCCAUCUAUUGCAAUCAAAUCUAAUCUAAUGUGAAACCAAUCUAAAACUAAUAAAUUGAGUCUACCUAGUGCAAGGGUAGUGGGAGAAUAAACAACUACUGGAUAUUCUCCAGUCAAGAGAUGUUAUCUCAACCACCACCCCGCCCCGACUGAAUUCUCUGUUGGAAUGAGCCCGGUAUUUAUAGUAAUUUUAUCCAGUUCCACAAACAUGUUUGAACAGGUCUGUGAAUAUUGAGAGGAUUGAUAACAAACAUGUUUGAACAGGUCUGUGAAAAUUAAUUGAUAACGUUUUACAGAACAGGAUUGAGGUCAAAUUCAAGGUCAAGGUCAAUGAUGAUCCCCACUUGGAUAAAAUAUCUACUGCAAGUAAAACUAAGGGAGAGAGUAACGACCGCUGGAUAUUCUCCAGCAAGAGAAGUUCACACUCUUCCCAAUGCAAUAAGAGAUCUCAUACCUACUGGAUAUUCUCCAGUCAAGAGUACCAGAUUUACAAUGGACCACAAGCCACAAGCCAGAUUGCUUUCCUCUCUAUAUAAAAAAAUGGUGACGAGUAUUAAUGGUAAUGUUAUCUUAUAUAAAUGGACAGAAUUCUUGACUACUGAUAUUAAGAUACUAUUUGAACAAUUUAGACCAAUUAUUCUGGAAAUAAUGCUUUCAAAAUCGAAAAAAUUUAAUGGAAAUGUUAAAUGGUUUGUUAGUUUACAUGUGAAAUUAAGAAAAAUUGUAACUGAUGUUGAUCAAUUGGAAAUCACACCUACAUUUCAUGGAAAAUCAAGAUCAAUUAUCAAUAUUCAUAAUAAUGUCAAUGAAUUUCAUAAGCAAUGGGAGGAGGCUGAAAAUAUAAUAAAUGAAAAGUUUGAUAAAUUCAUUCAAAAUGGUAGUGGGUGGGUAAUUGAUGAGUUUCAAAGAUUUGAUUUGAAUAUAGUGAAAUAUUCACCCAUACAUGGAACAGGUUCAUAUGUCUUGACACCCAAAAGAAUAGCAGUUAAAAGAGUCAUUUUAAAUAUCAGGAAUGAAGAUGAUUUAUGUUUUGUCUGGUCUGUUCUAGCUUAUUUUCAUAAUAAUAGAACAAAUAAUAGAGUUAGCGACUUGAAAAAAUUAUUAAAUCUAAUUAAUAUCAAUGAUCUAAAUUUCCCACUUAUUUUGGAAGAUAUUUCAAAAUUCGAAAAACAAAACCCAACUAUAUCUAUAAAUGUUGUUGGAUAUGAAAAUGAAAUUGUCUAUCCAUUACUUACAUCAGAAAAUCAACAUAGAGAGCAUAAAAUUACGCUUUUACUUCUAGAAUCAAAUGGUAAGAAACACUAUACUCUGGUGAGGAAUUUGUUUAGACUUUGUUCCUUAAAUUCAAGCGAAUCAUCGUUCAUUCCUAUACCGAAGUUCAUAACAGAUAAGAAAGCUAUAGUGAAUGUGAAAAGUGAUGAUAGUCUUUCAUUUAUUUGGUCUGUCUUAGCUUUCUUCCAUAAUAAGAGGACUAAUAGAGUUGGAGACUUGAAAAAAUUAUUGAAUCUAAUCAAUAUCAAUGAUCUAAAUUUCCCACUUAGUCUGGAAGAUAUUUCAAAAUUCGAAAAACAAAACCCAACCAUAUGUAUAAAUGUUAUUGCUCAUGAAAAUCAUACCUUCUAUCCAUUACUUAUAUCAAAAAAUAAAGAUCGGCAGCACAAGAUUACACUAUUAUUAUUAUCAAGUAAAGAUAAAAAAUAUUAUACUCUUGUAAAAAAUCUAUCAAGAUUAUUGUCCAAUUACACUAAACAUGGACAUAAAGUAGAAAUAUGUCCACACUGUUUUCAUCGAUUUACUAGAAAAAAUGCCCUACAAAAAUUGAACAAUCAUAUUGAAUCAUGCUCUCUGGAGAAAACUCAGAGAGUAGAAAUGCCACAAAAAGGACAUGAAAUUUUAACAUUCAAAAAUUUCUCCUAUACACUUAGAGUUCCCUAUAUCAUUUAUGCAGACCUUGAGUGUCUAAUCAUCAAUGGAGAACACAUUCCUUGUGGAUAUGGAUAUGUUAUUGUAAAUGAAAGUGGAAAUAUUCACUGUGGUCCUAAAAUUGUAAGAGCAAAUUCCCUUACAGAAUCUGAAACCUUAAUUGAGAAAUUUAUAGGUGAAUUAGAUGAAUAUGGUAUUAUUCUGAAAGAUAAAUUAAAACAAAAUAUCCCCAUGACCAUUAAUUCUGAAGAGAAUAGAAAAUUCUUAGAGGAAACAUUGUGUUGCUUAUGUAAUAAACGUUUACUGUUUGAUAGGGUUAGGCACCACUCACAUUCAAAUGGGAUGUACCUGGGUGCAGCCCACAACAAUUGUAAUUUAAAUGCAGAAAAAGUUGAAAAGAUACCAGUAGUGUUUCAUAAUUUUUCAGGAUAUGAUUCACAUUUUAUAAUACAAGCAUUGACUAAUUAUAAGAAAAAAAUAAGCUGUAUUGCCAAGACUAGUGAGAAAAUUAUCUCUAUAACAUUGAAUGAUACACUAAGAUUUAUUGAUUCUCUCAAUUUCUUGAAUUCAUCUCUUGAGAAAUUGGCUGAGAUCAAUUCAAAAUUUGAUCUUCUAUCAAAACAUUUCUCCUCAAAUAAAGCAGACCUAUUGAAAACAAAACAAUUUUACCCAUACGAAUAUAUGAAUAGUUUUGAGCGAUUCCAAGAAACGAAAUUACCUACUAUUGAUAAAUUCUACAGUAGACUAACCGACAGUCAAAUCACUGAAACAGAAUAUCAGCAUGCACAGAACAUUUGGAAGCAUUUCAACAUAAAAAAUCUUGCUGAAUACCAUGACCUUUACUUAAAAACAGACAUUCUUCUAUUAGCAGACAUUUUUCAGAAUUUUCGAACAAGUUUCAUGCGUACCUAUAAUCUAGACCCAGCUCACUUCUUCUCUCUUCCACAUUAUUCUUGGUUUGCUAUGUUGAAAAUUACAGGAGUAGAGCUCGAACUCUUGACUGAUAUUGAUAUGCACCUAUUCUUUGAAAAAGGAAUAAGAGGGGGGAUAAGUGUCGUUCCUAAGAGAUAUGCAAAAGCAAACAAUAGAUAUAUGAGUAAUUUCAACAUAAAUGAGCCAGAAACAUACAUAAUCUAUUGGGAUUGUAAUAAUUUGUAUGCCGUGGGUAUGUCUGGAAAUCUUCCACAUUCAAAAUUUGAAUGGAUGAGUGAAAGAGAAAUAGAAGAAUUUGAUCCUCAAAAAAUAACUGAUUCAAGUUUAGGGUACAUGUUGGAAGUGGACUUGGAAUACCCCUCUCACCUUCAAAGCACACACAAUUGUUUCCCUCUAGCACCCUUGAAAGAAACACCACCUACUGGUAGAUAUGAGAAACUAAUAACAACAUUCACAAACAAAGAAAAAUAUGUAAUAUAUUCUGAUAAUCUAAAACUCUACUUAGAAUUGGGUAUGGUGUUGAAAAAAGUACACAGAGGUAUAAAAUUUGAACAAAGUAGAUGGAUGAAACCUUUCAUUGAUAUGAAUACACAAUUAAGGACAGUAGCAGAUAAUGAAUUUGAUCGAACCCUUUACAAGUUGAUUAAUAAUAGUUGUUAUGGCCGCACUCUCAUGAAUGUUAAAAACCAUACAGACUUUGAAAUUGUAAUGGAUGAAGAGAAACUAGACAGAAUCAUCUCCAAGCCAAGAGUAAAAAAUUGGUUUCCAUAUAAUGAGAAUGUUACUGGUGUGUGCUUGAAUAAAAUUAAAGUUGUAUUGAACAAACCAAUUUUUGUUGGUGCUGUAAUAUUGGAACACAGCAAAAAUGUUAUGUACGAUUUCCAUUACAAUCAAAUCAAGAAUAUAUUCAAAGACAAAUGUGAAGUUUUGAUGUCUGAUACUGAUAGUUUUAUGUAUGUGAUACAGACUGAAGAUAUUUAUGAAGAUAUUAGGAAAUAUAAACAUUUAUUUGACACAUCAAACUUUCCUAAAAAUCACCCAUGUUAUAAUGAGGAGAAUAAAAAAGUAAUUGGUAAAUUCAAAGAUGAGAAUGGUGGCAGAAUUAUAACUGAAUUUAUAGGAUUACAAGCCAAAAUGUACUCAUUUAUAUUCUCUAACUGUGAAGAAAAGAAGGUGGCCAAGGGUGUUCCAAAGAGUGCUCAAAGAAACCAAUUACAAUUCAAGUUGUACAAAAAAUGUUUGUUUGAAGGUGUUGAGCAUACAAUAAAAUCUGUACAUAUUGUAAGUAAACUACAUAUUGUCACAACUGAAAACCAGGAGAAGGUUGCUCUUAGGCCCUAUGAUGAUAAAAGAUUCAUAAGAAAUGAUUGUAUAAAUACAUUGGCUUGGGGACAUAAAGAUAUUCAGAACAGUAAAAGGAGGUGUGAUGAUGAGCAUGCUGCUACCAAAAGGGUGAGAUCACUAUCUAGCUAGGUAGGUAGGUAGGUAGGUAGGUUGGUAGGUAGGUUGGUAGGUAGGUUGGUAGGUAGGUUGGUAGGUAGGUUGGUAGGUAGGUAGGUGUGUAUUUGUAAAAAAAU
Molecule: messenger RNA, 4923 nt
Organism: Nilaparvata lugens (brown planthopper)
Lineage: Eukaryota; Metazoa; Arthropoda; Insecta; Hemiptera; Delphacidae
Exons: 3
Coding region: 821-4819 (1332 amino acids)
Source: RefSeq, a predicted model, not a curated record